Molecule: messenger RNA, 528 nt
Organism: Priceomyces carsonii
Lineage: Eukaryota; Fungi; Ascomycota; Pichiomycetes; Serinales; Debaryomycetaceae
Gene: TOM20
Product: Tom20p
Exons: 1
Coding region: 1-528 (175 amino acids)
Biological process (GO): protein targeting; protein import into mitochondrial matrix; tRNA import into mitochondrion
Cellular component (GO): mitochondrial outer membrane; mitochondrial outer membrane translocase complex
Molecular function (GO): transmembrane protein transporter activity
Source: RefSeq, a predicted model, not a curated record
AUGGGUAAAGGUGGUAUUAUUACAGCGGUUGCUGCUACUGCGGUGAUCGGAUAUGCAGUGUAUUUCGAUUACACUCGUAGACACUCCUCAGACUUCAGAAAGACAUUGAAGAAGAAAGCAGUUAAACAGCAGAAAGUUGCAGAAAAGGAGCAGGAGGAAAGCAAAAAGUCAAAAGUGGAAACCAUCAAAAAAGCAUUAUCGGCUGAUUUAGAAGCUAACCCAAUCCCGAGUGACUUGGCAGAAAAAGAAAACUUCUUUAUGCAACAAGUGGCUUUAGGUGAACAGUUGGCUACUACUCCUGAUAAGAAGGUUGAUGCUGCUUUAUGCUUUUACAAGGCCUUGUCGGUAUAUCCGAAUCCAACCGACAUAUUGGGAAUCUAUCAAAGAUCUGUUCCUGAGGAUGUAUAUGAAAUGGUAGUGAUGAUGAUAGCAGUUCAACCUCCUAAAGCAGUGACUAAUAUCUUAGGUGCAACAGGCGCUGCCGCAAGUGCUCCUGAAUUUAAACCAAGUGAAGCAGAUUUGGAUUAG